This is a messenger RNA of Colletotrichum scovillei, 2818 nucleotides long. Its product is annotated as heterokaryon incompatibility protein. The record is from RefSeq and is a predicted model, not a curated record. The transcript has a single exon. The coding region runs from base 347 to 2818 and encodes 823 amino acids. Lineage: Eukaryota; Fungi; Ascomycota; Sordariomycetes; Glomerellales; Glomerellaceae.
UCUCGACUCAUGAUUGAUCAAUUGUUGAUAACCGAGUCUAUCUUACGAGGAUCCAUGCUCUACCGCAUUCUUGAUAUACAGUCAUUCUGAAUAUGCUAACUAUGACAGGUUUUUAUCUCGGCGCUUACUCUGGAGAAGCUUGACAGGGCAUGCGUCUUAAGCUGAUCAAGGCAGUCCGAAAGAAUGUUCUCACGCCAAUCAGCGGGCUCGCGUGAUGCAGGCUGACUUGGCUCCCUCUCUUGUGUCUGCCUAUUUCAUCGCCUUCGUCAGCAAUUUUACAAGUAUUCUAGUCCUCGACUAUCACUUUACCCGCUAGAAGGGCUUGUUUAUCACUUGCUUGGCUCAGAUGAUGUCGACGUUCACGUACGACGAGAAACUUGCCGUCAAUGAGAUCCGACUAAUUCAGCUAUUCCCGGGAGAAUGGCUCGAUGGCCUCGACUGUAGGCUGUACGUGGCCAAUCGAGAUCAUGAGUAUCAAGCCUUGUCCUAUGCAUGGGGAAGCUCGAAGCGGUCAAACCAGAUCGCCGUCAACGGCAAGGUCCACAAGAUCACAUUCAAUCUGGAUAGAGCCUUGCGCGCUGUCCGAAGGCAGAUAGGAUCAAUCACUCUCUGGGUCGACUCCAUCUGCAUCAAUCAAGAUGACGCUGCAGAAAAGAGUCAACAAGUCGGCAUGAUGCACGAUGUCUUUAGUUCAGCUACUGAAGUCAUUGCCUAUAUUGGAGAUGGCCUAGAUCAAAGUCGCAAGGACUACGCACGUCGUUUUGAAAAGCUUGGGAAGAAUCCUCUGACCGAUUUCAGUUCACUGGUUGAGGCCAGCCUCACCAGACUGGGUGCAGCUGGCAGCUUGAAGGGGCCCCUGAUGCAUGGGGACAUCCUCGGAAUAGAGGUUCAGGAGCUCUGGGACAAGUGGAAGUACUCCCAACCGAAAUCGCUCACUGAACAUGAAGAGAUCGUGUGUCUAUACCGCCUUCUCAUGGAGUUUUCCGGACCUUCCGAAUACCACAACUUUCCGAGCAAGCAGUCGUCAGGACAGAAAUUUAUGUGGCUCGAUCUCAGCGAAGCACAUCUACGACUUCUUUCUGAAAGAAUGCGACAUUUUGCGACAAGCGACUGGUGGAAUCGGAUGUGGAUUGUCCAAGAGGCAUGUGUCGCUCGACAGCUUACCGUAGUUUACGGUCGCGCAUCUAUCCCUUUUAUCUGCAUCGGACACGCGGCUCGAGCAUUUCUGCAUUCACCUAUUACAAAAUACCCAGAUUUGGCCAAGGUAGCGAUUUUCAUGGCGGGCAAGAUAGACGCAAUCAGCCCUCUCCGCCUCGGAUUAAGCACCGUUGGCAGCUUGGCGCACUUUACGUCAAGCAACUCCCUGUUGUGGCUUCUAAGAAGAUUCCGCAGUCGUAAAUCUUCAGAACCGCGAGACAAGAUAUUUGCUCUUUUGCGACUUGCUGAGGAUCUGAGAACGACAAAGCCAUUUCUUCGAUAUAACCAGUUAUGCAUCACGGUUGACUACGACGUUGAUGUUGGUGAAGUGUUUGCCGAUGCGGCAUACAGCAUCAUCCGCGACACUGGUCUCCUCUGGAUGACGACAACAGAUUUACUCGCCAAGAGUCGCAUGGACAUGCCUUCUUGGGUGCCAGACUGGUCUUCUGAGCACAUGGUUCCUGGGUACAAUCAGAGACGAUACCGCUUUCAAGAAGAAACCCUCCUGCACUUCAACGCAAGCCGUCUACGGUUUUGUCACUCACCACUACUUUCGCCGGAUGAUCAACCCAGAUAUGCAUUACCUCAACAACACUUCGAAGAAUUACUUAAGGGGGACGACCGAGACAGGUGGAAACCGGUGCACUGCCUCCCGAGUAUGAUUAAAUACACACCAAGCCAUCCAUUCCAAAAGGACCGGCAGCGUUCUGCGUUGAUUCUUAAAGGCGUAACUUGUGGCGUCGUUGUGUCUGCAAGCGUUGUCAUCCUCAGUGACCUUUCGAACAUUGGUCUGGCCCUUCUUCAGGCUCAAGAAAGCUACGGGGGACAUGGAGGUUGGCAGCUUGGCCAGAGAUCGUUUUUCGAGACUGUCGCAACCUGUCUUUCCUCAUCUAUGCAGAUCCUGUGCGAAGAUGGCGGACAUCCCGAGACACUCGAAUCACAGAAACGACACGAACUCGCCAUAUGGGCCUUUAAUCAAUACAUAGAAUACCUGGAGGUUAUAGGUACUCUGCCAGAACUGGGACAGGAAUUUUUGCACGAAGCCGCAGCUUGUGCCGACGGCUGUGAAGUUGACGCCCUUGGCUCACUGGGAAGUCCCCUACAAGGGUUCUUUUGCCCAAUACAACACCGCAAUCGGGAGCAUAUAAGAACUCUAGUGGCCGGGCCUGGUGGCUUUAGGCUAGUUACGCUACCUAAGGAUUAUGAUUUACGAGCACCGUCAAAUCUGCACGUUCCACCGUGGAUUGAGGACACCGUCAGGACUAUGGCCGCCGGAAACCGACUAUUCGUCACUAAUCGAGGCCAAGUUGGGCUGGGCCCGGAGAGCAUGCACGAGGGAGACUCGCUCUGCGUCCUUGAAGGUGGACUUGUGCCGUACAUUCUACGGAAACACGUUGGGACAAUCUAUACUGAGUCUUCGAUGGUUCAUCAAACGGAAAGUAUCAUGGGCACGCAUCGGUGUACUAUGGUCGGAAGCUGUUAUGCUGACGGCAUCAUGCACUGGGGUGACGAAGACCAUUGUUGGGGAGAUAAUGCUGAUGACAUCGAGAGCCUGGAAUCGAAACUGAGGCGAAAGCUCAAAGCUCCUGAACUCGCCGAAGCCGCAUUUCUUCUGGUCUAA